Populus euphratica (Euphrates poplar) is the source of this 3316-nucleotide messenger RNA. Its product is annotated as receptor-like protein 12. The transcript has 4 exons. Lineage: Eukaryota; Viridiplantae; Streptophyta; Magnoliopsida; Malpighiales; Salicaceae. The record is from RefSeq and is a predicted model, not a curated record. The coding region runs from base 1801 to 2949 and encodes 382 amino acids. Gene Ontology annotation, molecular function: protein binding.
GUAUCGCUUCAUCUCUGUCAACAGCACCAAAAGCUGCCCACCACCGAUGCCGUGAUGACCAGAGAUCGGCCUUCGCACAGUGGCAAGAGAACCUUAAAUUCCCAGUAUCAUCUUCAAGAGCUGAGUUGUGGGACCUGAAAACAGAUUGUUGCUCUUGGGAAGGAGUUACAUGUAAUGAUGUUGGUCAUGCCACUCGACUUGACCUGAGUUUUGCGCAUUAUGAAUAUGGAGAUUCAAUUUCACUGAAAAAGCCAAACCUCGGAACUUUUCCAGAAUCUCAGUUUUCUAGUAGAGCUCAAUCUUGAUUAUGUAAACAUUUCAGCACAAGGUAGCAAUUGGUGUGAAGUCAUCUCCCAUGUGCUUCCCCACCUCAGAGUCUUGAGUUUGUCUGGCUCUGGUCUUUCUGGUCCUCUUUGUUCCUCUCUCUCAAAACUCCAUUUUCUCUCUGAACUCCAUCUUGAUAGCAAUUCUGAACUCUCUUCCAUUCCACCCAGUUUCUUAGCAAAUUCCUCCAACUUGGAAACUCUUGACUUAUCAUAUUGUGGCUUGAAUGGGAGUUUUCCAAACAACAUUUUACUAUUGCCAAAACUACAGUACAUUGAUCUCUCUGAAAAUUUACUCCUUUCAGGUCAGUUUCCAGAAUUCUCAUUGAAUAGUUCUAUUCAAUACUUGUCUACAAGAACACAAAUUUUUCUGGGAAGAUCCCACAGUCAAUCGGCAAUCUCAAGUCCUUGAAUUCUCUAGACCUGAGCAGGUGCAAAUUUUAUGGAUCCCACCAUCACUUGCAAACCUCACCCAACUUGAAUUUCUGGAUCUUUCAUUUAAUAGUUUCAACGGUUCCAUUCCUCCAUUUCAAAGCGAUGGAGUUGCAAACCUUUCAUUCCUCUCCUUGGAGCAUAACCAGCUUAACGGAAUCCUAUAUUCUUCUCUAUUUACUCUUCCAUCCUUGCAGAAUUUAGAUCUCAGCUCAAACCAAUUAAGUGGCCAACUAGAUGAGUUUUCAGAUGCAUCUUCUUCAUUGCUGAUGAUAGAGUUGAGUAACAAUAAUUUGAGCGGAUCAAUACCAAGGUCACUCUUCAAGCUCCCCAGCCUUAUAGAACUUAAUCUUCUAUAUAACAAAUUUUCUGGCCCCUUGAAGCUUGGUGAUUUCAAGAAUCAGAGGGGUUUAGAAUUCCUUGCACUUUCUGGUGUGUCAGUUGAGAGUGACAACAGGAGCCUUGCUUAUGUCCAGCUCGCAACUUUGUAUUUGCCCUCAUGCAACUUGACUGAAUUUCCAAAUUUCCUCAAAACAUAAAACAGUUUGACUGGUCUAGAUCUUUCCAACAACAGAAUUCAAGGUUAUGUGCCCAGCUGGAUUUGGAAAACAACUCUCACCACAUUAUACCUUUCCGGCAAUCCUGUUGAUUUUCCAAAAAUUCCUCCUUUUUUCAAGGUAAACCAUAGCACAUCAAUCUACAAUGAAGAUGGAGUUUCUUCCUUUCCCAUGACGUUAGAGAAUUUGGGAAUGCCAUCCUGUACAUAACAGGUAGCUUUCCAUAGUUUAUAAAGAACCAAGAGAAGCUAACUAUAUCUUGAUCUUUCAGACAACAAACUCGGUGAUCAAAUACCCAAGUGGAUAUGGAACAUGAGUCUAACAUAUCUAAACCUUUCUUGCAACAAUUUUCAUUUUUUAGACCAGUUCUCCAAUCCCAUCUCCCUCCCCUCCUCAGAUACUCUUAUUACUCUUGAUCUUCAUGCCAAUCAAUUGCCGGGUUCAUCCCAAAAGCUAUAUGCAAUUGCAGUCAACUCUCUUUGCUUGACAUGUCCCAUAACCACCUUAGAAGUCAAAUCCCUGAUUGUUUGGGAAAAUUUCCUACCCUCAUGGUGCUGAAUCUGCAAGGAAAUAACUUCGAUUCCAUUUCAAGUUAUGCGAUAGCAAGUAAUCUGCUGUCUCUUAAAAUCAGUGACAAUAAAGUGGAAGGGAAGUUGCCACGCUCCUUAGCCAAUUGUUCAAAGCUAGAGGUUUUGAAUCUUGGAGGCAACAUGAUACGAGACACAUUUCCAGUAUGGUUGGAGAGGCUGACUGCACUACAAAUUCUGGUACUCCAAGCAAAUAAAUUUUAUGGUCCAAUUGGAAAUCGUGGUGCUGAGACCACUUGGCCAAUGUUGCAUGUUAUGGACCUGUCUUCCUAUGAGUUCACUGGCAAUCUCUUGAAGGAAUUCGUUCAAAGUUUAGUGGGGAUGCAGUUGACCUCCAACAAUGAUUCGAGGGCAAGGUAUGUUGGAGAUAACUACAAUAUCAAUGGAUACUACAUGGAGUCGGUGACUAUUACGAACAAGGGGCGGAAAAUGCAUAUGGAUAGGAUUAUAAACUCCAAUGAGUUCACAUGUCUUGAUCUCUCCAACAAUAGUUUCCAUGGAGAAAUUCCUGAAGAGAUAAGGAUUCUGAAAUCACUCAUAGUCCUCACCUUGUCUCAUAAUAACUUCCUUGGUCAAAUCCCGUCAUCAUUGAGCGACCUGACAGAGCUGGAGUCCUUGGACCUGUCAAGCAACCUCCUGUCAGGGGAGAUUCCUCCCCAACUUUCAAGGUUGACAUUCCUUGCUGUAAUGAAUCUGUCAUAUAACCAUCUCGAAGGAAGGAUACCACAAGGCAACCAAUUUCUUACAUUUCCCAAUUCUUCUUAUGAGGGGAACCCAAGGCUAUGCGGACCCCCUUUGACAAGGAAAUGCAAUCCUGAAGUGAAUGAACCUGCUACUCCUCCAGCCGACCACGAGGAUUCAUGGACAGAGUAUAUACUUGAGUGGAAAAUUGUGGGGAUUGGAUAUGCAAGUGGAAUAGUAAUUGGUUUCUCUGUAGGAUACACAAUAUUAAGUGAGAUGAGAAUCAAAUGGUUUGCUGAUCUCAUAAGGCUAGCAGGAAACAAAGAGAGAUGGUUCAACCAAGGCCAGAGGGGUCUUGGAAGUUGGUGAUGAAGUUGAUGCUAGUGAAUGCUGCACAUAAGUUAUUAUCUCCAGGUUGCAAGUCAUUGAUGCAUCAUAUUGAUGAGGAAUGGAGUGUCAUAUUGUCAUUUAAGCUUAUGUUUAAAUUUACUGUUCCUGAAGAAUUAGUAAAGCUUAAAACUAGAUUCAUGUGUUUUUCUCCAUAAGCUGCCGAUGCUUUUGUAUUUUCGACAAUAAAAGAUGGUGGGCCAUUCAGAUUGUAACAAGUGCUGCAAUAAUCAGCAAUCUUGGCAGAUUGUGUCUUUGUGUGGUGAUCCUUGAUCGUGCCUCUGCAGAGCUUUUCCUUUAGGUAGUAUAUAUCUCAUGAAUUUGAAUUUGAAUUUGAAUUUCCCCUUCA